ACUCGUUAAAUGCUGGAAAUAUUUAUUUAUUUUUUUAAAUAAAUUUGACUUUAAGUACAAUUAUCCGAUUUCAUCUUAAGAGUUAAGUAUACACAGUUUAGUAAAAUUACAUUCAAUAUAGACACUAAUGAAUUCUCAAUUUCUCUAGACGUUUAAAUCAAACAUUAAUUUAUCAUUUAUAUUCAGUACGAUUAAUUAAUAAAUAAUAGGAUUUGAAAUUAAUUAAUUGGUAAUGUCUUUUCCUACUCAAAACGCUAGAGACACCAAUCAAUUUAACCAAUAAUUUAAUGAUAUUAACUCAAGGAAUUCAAAAUCGAAAAAUACUUGAAGACUUAGAACAAAAAAAACAGUUAUUACUCAAAACAGGUGCUGUUCCAACCCCUUCAGUUGUACAUACAAAUAGUCCGGGAGCAUCAGACAACCAUUUUCAGCGGACUCAAAUUUUACAAUCUACUGGGUUUUUUAUUUCUACUGAUUCAGCCUUUGGUAAUUCAAUAUUGCCAGUGUUGCCUCGUAUAGAAAAAUAAUUAAAAUGGCUUGUAUGAAAUUAAAAAAACUACAAUUUGCUCUUGAGGAUAUUGAAACAUUUGUAAAUCCAAAAAUAGAACUGGAACAAUACACAACAUCUUCACAUAUUGCUGCAUGUAUUUUACAUACAGCCCAAUUUGUAUAUGGAGAUAUUUCUGAAAAAUCGAUUGCUGAUUUGGGAUGUGGUUCUGGAGUUUUAUGCAUAGGUGCUGCUUUAUUGGGUGCUAAUUAUUGUACAGGGUUUGAUAUAGACCCAUCUGCUCUUGAACUUAGUGUAGAAAAUACAGCUGAUCGUGAUUUAUCAGAUCGUUGUGAUUUUAUACUGUGUAAUGUUAAAAAUAUCAAACAUAUUAUACAAGCUAAAUCCUUUGAUACAGUUAUUAUGAAUCCACCAUUUGGGACCAGAGACAAAGGAGCCGAUGUUAUGUUUUUGAACAUGGCUAUACAUCUUGCUCGUACAGCUGUUUAUUCAUUACAUAAAAAAAGUACAAGGGAUCAUAUUAUAAAUGAAGCCAAGAAAUGGGGUAUUUACUCCAAAGUAAUUGCAGAGUUAAGAUUUGACUUACCGGCUUCUUAUAAAUUUCAUAAACAGAGUAGUGUUGAUAUUGAAGUAGACUUGAUUCGAUUUACAAUGAAACCUACAGAGUAAUAAUAUAACAUGAUCCAAUUUAUAAUUUUUUGAAAUUACAAAUGUAAAAUUAAUUUUCAUUGAGUAUAUUAAAUAAAUUUAUCUAAAAUAA
This is a messenger RNA of Daktulosphaira vitifoliae (grape phylloxera), 1268 nucleotides long. Its product is annotated as rRNA N6-adenosine-methyltransferase METTL5-like. Lineage: Eukaryota; Metazoa; Arthropoda; Insecta; Hemiptera; Phylloxeridae. The coding region runs from base 533 to 1177 and encodes 214 amino acids. Gene Ontology annotation, molecular function: rRNA (adenine-N6-)-methyltransferase activity; nucleic acid binding. Gene Ontology annotation, biological process: rRNA methylation. The record is from RefSeq and is a predicted model, not a curated record. The transcript has 5 exons.